Cutaneotrichosporon cavernicola is the source of this 1206-nucleotide messenger RNA. RefSeq lists its product as uncharacterized. Lineage: Eukaryota; Fungi; Basidiomycota; Tremellomycetes; Trichosporonales; Trichosporonaceae. Gene Ontology annotation, biological process: positive regulation of RNA polymerase II transcription preinitiation complex assembly. The record is from RefSeq and is a predicted model, not a curated record. Gene Ontology annotation, molecular function: proteasome-activating activity; ATP hydrolysis activity; ATP binding. Gene Ontology annotation, cellular component: proteasome regulatory particle, base subcomplex; cytosolic proteasome complex. The coding region runs from base 1 to 1206 and encodes 401 amino acids. The transcript is spliced from 7 exons.
AUGGCGUCCACGGAGGCAUCCUCGUCCACGCACAACUUUGAACAGGCAAAGAUCGAUGCCCUCAAGGCGUAUCGCCAGAAGGUGCGCGACCACAGCAACUUCAGCGACAACCUCAAGAAGGUCCGCCUGAACAUCCGCGCACUCAAUGCCGACUAUGAUAAGACCGAGGAGGACAUGAAGGCGCUGCAGAGCGUCGGACAGAUCAUCGGCGAGGUGUUAAAGCAGCUCGACGACGAGAGGUUCAUCGUUAAGGCAUCGAGCGGGCCUCGCUACGUUGUGUCUUACCGCCCUACCCUGCCUGCCGAAAAGCUCAAGGCCGGUCUACGCGUGUCUCUCGACAUGACAACAUUGACGAUCAUGCGCAUCCUGCCGCGCGAGGUCGACCCAAUGGUGUACAGCAUGAGCCUUGAGGACCCAGGAAGCGUGUCGUUUGCAGGUAUCGGUGGACUGGGUGACCAGGUUCGCGAGCUGCGCGAGGUCAUCGAGCUGCCUCUCAUGAACCCCGAGCUGUUUGAGCGUGUUGGCAUCAACCCUCCAAAGGGUGUGCUCCUGUACGGCCCACCAGGGACGGGCAAGACGCUGCUGGCACGUGCCGUUGCGUCCACGCUCAACACUAACUUCCUCAAGGUCGUCUCUUCAGCUAUCGUCGACAAGUACAUCGGCGAGUCCGCACGUCUAGUCCGCGAGAUGUUCGCAUAUGCGCGCGAGCACGAGCCCUGCAUCAUCUUCAUGGACGAGAUUGACGCGAUCGGUGGUCGCCGUUUCAGCGAGGGCACGUCUGCCGACCGCGAGAUCCAGCGUACACUCAUGGAGCUGCUCAACCAGAUGGACGGCUUCGACUCGCUUGGCCGUACCAAGCUCAUCAUGGCGACGAACCGUCCCGACACGCUCGAUCCAGCGCUCCUCCGUCCCGGCCGUCUUGACCGCAAGAUUGAGAUUCCGCUGCCCAACGAGCAGGGGCGCCUUGAGAUUCUCAAGAUUCACGCCAAGGGCAUCAACAAGAGCGGUGACAUUGACUACGAGGCUGUUGUGAAGCUCUCGGACGGGUUCAACGGCGCCGACCUGCGCAACAUCUGCACAGAGGCCGGCAUGUUUGCGAUCCGCGACGACCGCGACGCCAUCGUCCAGGAGGACUUCAUGAAGGCCGUGCGCAAGAUCAGCGACGCCAAGAAGCACGAGACGACUCUGGACUACCAGGCCAUCUAG